AUGGGGCGGGCGGGCCGCCGGCUGCCCGCGCUGGCAGCGCUCUUCUACGGGGCGCUGGCGGCCCUGGUGCUGCUGGGCGUACGGGACGUGAUGUUCCUCUACGAAGACAACCGGUGCAGCAUGACCUACAUGUACGAGUACCCCGAGUACCUGAAAAUAAAAUUACCCAAGAAAACAGCCAGACGAUACCCAGCAUAUGAGCUGUAUCUCUAUGGGGAAGGGAACUACGCUGAAGAAAACAAAAAUCUCCUAUUGACAGGAAUUCCAGUUCUCUUUCUUCCAGGGAAUGCUGGCAGUUACAAACAAGUACGUUCUCUUGGCUCCAUUGCACUUAGAAAAGCGGAAGAUGUUGACUUCAAGUACCAUUUUAAUUUCUUCAGUGUCAACUUUAAUGAGGAGUUGGUUGCAUUGUAUGGUGGCAGCCUGCAACGACAGACCAAGUUUGUGCACGAGUGCAUAAAAGUAAUUCUUAAGUUGUACAGGGAUCGCGAAUUUGCACCGAGCAGUGUAGCAAUAGUUGGGCAUUCCAUGGGUGGUCUUGUUGCAAGAGCCUUGCUCACUCUGAAGAAUUUUAAGCCUGAACUUAUAAACCUGCUCAUUACACAAGCCACACCUCACGUUGCACCUGUAAUGCCUUUAGACAAAUACCUUACUGAUUUUUAUACAGCUGUAAACAAUCAUUGGAUUCUAAAGGCCCAAGAUUUAAGAAAUUUAACUACCCUUUCUGUGGCGGGAGGAUUCAGAGAUUACCAAGUUCGUUCAGGACUGGCUUUUCUACCAAGAUUGAGUCAACAUGACAGUGCCUUAUCUGUUGUGAGCUCAGCUGUGCCUAGAGCUUGGGCCUCAACUGACCAUCUCUCCAUAGUGUGGUGCAAAGAACUGAUCCUGGCUACCAUUAGAGCUUUUUUUGAUCUCAUAGAUGAAAACACAAGGCAGAUAACUGAGGAUCCAAAGAAGAGAAUGUCUGUACUGAAUCACCACUUCGUGAGACACCCUGCAAAGAUGUUUGAGGAAAAUCCUGAAGCUUUUACAGACCUCACAGGAGCUUUCGUGUGGAUUACAGUCAAAGGCUCAAAAUGGACUUACUCAGUUUACAAUGAUUCUGAUGGAAAAUAUUUUGCAUUUCCUCUUGCAAGCCACAGAAAAUCAUACAGUCAUGUUUACUGUGAAAAUAGUAUGUUGGACACAAGUAGCUGGAUUUAUGGCUGCAUGAACACUAAUUCAUCAAUGUGCCUGGAAGCUGCUGACUUAUCCUGGAGAGCUGAGUUACUUCCAACCACCAAGGUUGUCAUGCUGAAACUUCUGGACUAUCCUUCUUUGUCCCACAUUGUCAUUCAGGUACCACCUGCAGUUGGCAAUAAGUAUACUUUGGGCUGUGAGUUCUUCAAAGAGGAUUCCAGAACAGUACAGCUCCCUGUAACACAUCUUUUUUCAUUUGGGCUUUCUUCAAGCAAAAUUCUGUUGAAUUCAACUGGAUUAAUUUACAAUGUACAGCUUCAGCAUUUCAACCAAAUAUAUCAAGCUUUCAAAAUUUAUAUAGACAGCCACUGCCAGUCACUCAAAGAAAGAAAACCUAGUGUUUACAGACUUCAUAUCCCCUGGUCAUAUGAAGACUCAAUAACUGUAGCGAAAGUUCCAUCUCGUGCUGAGAUUUCUGCCAAGCUGCACAUGGCCCAGCCUCCCGACGACAGCAGCCUUCCAGAGUUAAACAUCUACUCUUCCCCAGACUGUCAGUAUGAAGUAAUUCUGAAGACAUCACUUCUACAGGUUCUUGGGCAAAUAGUAAGGUUCCAUGCUGGUGCUUUUCCAGUCUAUAUUGUUUCUAAUAUUCUUCUUACUUAUGGAGGACAACUGAGCACACUGAGAUCAACAGGCCAGUGUUCAGACUUCUCCCUCGAGCUAGUUAGGACAGCAAAGCCCUACAAAGUAGAACCUCUUAUAAGCAUUGUUGUGUUUCUGCAAGGGUUUAACUGGUUUAGAGAGAUAUGGGAAUCACUGUCACUGCCAGAGGUGGAUGCUGCUGUACUGAGUAGUCAGGAUGCAUGGUUCCCCCUUGUGUCCCUGAUUCUAUUUCUUUUUGGGACAGGCAUUGCCUACUGGAGUGGAGUAUUUUUCUCUACAUCUCUGAGACUCUUCUCUUCAUUAUGGUUAACUCUGAUUAGACCUACUGAACUUCAAAAAGAUAAGUUAAUUACACCCAGAGGACUCUGUGGGAUGAUAUCUCUUACCUUGGUUAGCUGGACCACUUGUGGUGCAUUUGCUGUACUCAUUAUUUAUCUUCAAUACUUGUUCAAGGUUGUAAAACUGCACGUGACUGCAAGAGCAGAGCAAAACAUGCACAACAGGGGUUCAGACCAUUCCAAAGAAACGUCACAGAACUCCAGUACACACACAGUCAAAGCCCAGAGUUCAGUGGACAGCAUUCCAGAAGCAACACAGUCUCCUUCCAACAGUAAAACACUUGCUGAAGCUGUUAACAGUCUUAGGAUGCACAUUACAAUCCUGAAUUUAUUCACGUGGAUUGUGCUGCUCAACUUGCCAUCUUUAAUUUAUUGGUUAAAAAAUCUCAGGUACAACGUUAGACUUGAUCCUGAUCCCUGUAGAUCCACAGCUAUUAUCCUCGUGUGCAUUUUAGAAAUUCUAAUGAAUUCGAGUACUUCUGAAGUGAAAUCAAGUAAACUCUUGAAGAUUGCAGCCAAAGUUCCACUCCCUUUGUCUGUUGCAAUGCUGGCCUUUGGACGAAUGCAUUUGUACAGAGUCCCACACUUUGUAACCUGUUCUCUUCUUCUACACGUGCUGUGCUGUUUUGUGUAAUGUUCAUUCUAUAUAGGACAUAUAGGACAAUGCACCCUAGAAACUUAACACUGGAGAUGGGAAAAAUUGCAACACAGAAAUGCCUAAAUUAAUAUAAUCAGUAGUUUACAUUAUGUGGGAAAAAGGACAGAACUGUGAAUACUUCACAAAAAAUUCAUGGUUUUAUUCAUGUUGCUUAGAAAACUUUUCCUGGUGUUUAUUUCAUGUCUCUGAAAAUAGAGUGAUUUAACUGUGUAUAAGCCCAUGACUCAUAUCAGUGCAACAUCUCAAUACUCUGCCUUGUAGACACGUUGGUAUUUCACUGUAUUGCUUUGUGAAAACAGACCUUUUCUACUCACUGUGCCAUGCAGUGUCCGUGUUCUGAACUUGCAUCUCUUGCAGGUCUAAAGUAUGCUGGUUAAAACUCAAUACAUUUCAAGCACACUGUGACUAUCACAAAAACCACACAGCCAAGUAGACUUUGAAUUAUUUUAUGUUACGUUCAAAAGCUGCCACAUUUGUGUCUAGACAAACUAGAAUGUACUGCUUAUAUAGAACUGUUAUUUCUAUCAAAUCAUUUGUUCAAUCAGUGUGAGUUGAACAUUUGUGAGAUUAUUGCAAGUCUUACACAUUUUACUUUUUGUGAGAGUGAGAAAACAACAGUAUUCUAUGUAGCUUUCUAUUCAGGAAGGAUACCAGCAAAUUCAUAAACAAUUUGCUGUAAUGUUGUUCUAAAACAUUGUCAGUUUUCUCCGGAAUUUUGAAAUUAAUCCUUGGAUUUUGUCCAUAUGUAGAAGCUGGCAAACAUAGAGAUAUGGUGUGAGUUAACAGUGCUGUUGCUGCACUCUUUCUAAGUAGACAAGGCAGUCUUUUUUCCUGCUGUAAACAGAUAAUCAACCAUCUCCUAAUAAAUGCCAGUACAUCAAAUGAAUAUGGAAUAGUUACGCCCCUGCAAAGUCCCGUCCUGCCAUACAGUGCUAACUUCUGCAUGUGGGCAAACUCAGUAAUAGUGGGAAAUACUGGGAAAUAGUGGGACCGUAAUUGUUAGCUCUGUAUAAAUUUUAUCUUAGUGCCUAGAUGCUACAGUGACUGCCAUUUAUAAUAAAGCCUACAAUAGCUAUGUGUAAGGAAUUCUCUCCCCUGGGCAUGUUUGUUUCUUCUGUUUUGCCCACAGAAGAAAUUGCAGCAGUCCUUAGGUUUAAAUGAUGUAUUGGUUCUGUGUAGAGAUGAGCUUACUGCUGCUUCUGUGUUAGCUGUCUCUGCUGUGUCAGAUACCUGUUACCUUCAUCUGGAAAUACUAGCCCAGCUCAAUCAUCUUACAGGAAUACCACGAGGAGAUCUGCUGCUCACAGUCAAUCAAGUAUACUCUUGAUACAGUAGUACAGCCAGCCUGACCCAUUAAUUCCAUCAUAUCUUAAUCUUGCCUAAAGUGCCUCAGUUAUUUCUAUUGUGUUGUUAGGGGGUCAGUUCCUUUGAGCUGGCUGGAAAGACUCAAUUCACACAGUGACUUUCCAAAAUGAAGGACAAAUGUGAAGAAAGCCACAUGUGUUUUGUUUGCUUAUAUCCAAGUCAGCUGUUCAAGUUAUUAGCAAGUCAUUAAAAGUGCUGUAACUGAGCAAGGGUAUUGUAGUUAGCCAAGCCACUGUCACUGUUAUCAGUAAUCUAUGUGCUGGUAUCCUAGUCUUAACCUUUUUAAAAAAGAAGGUUAGAUUAUAUAUAGUGUUUGUAAAUCAGCAAAGUUAAUUGAAUAGAUUAUAUCUUGGUAUUUUGUAAUCAAAUGUAUGCUACAGUAUAUGUAUAUAAGAUAAUUCGUGUGACUUAAUAUACUUGUAGCUAAAUGCACCGGUUGUUUUAACUAGAAAUUGCUGUUCAGACAUAGAAGAAUAGAGUUGUACGUGGAAAUAGCUGUGAAUGAAAGAUGGUGGCAGAACUGCACUAGGGCUGGUGAAGGGCUGUGAAAUGUGCAGGGUCUGAUUUCUGUGGAAGAUAGUUUUCCUUGAUUUUCACUUGGCUUACUACUCUGCUUUACUUCUAAUUUCGUUUUGCCACCUUAACCGGCUCUUUGUACAUGAAUCCAUGUGUUGGAACUGUUGGAAGUUAAACAGCCUUGAUAUUCAGUAUCUUUGAUAGCUUUCAAAAUAUACCAUAAAGUGAAACCUACUGAAUUACAGCAGCAUAGGAUAACACCAAAGGUUUUUUCCAUUUAAUGAUUUUUUUUACUGAAGUUCUGUUGAUGACUGUUAGCACUCUUCAUAAAGUGGGUUCCAGAAUAUCUUGUGUAUGUUCCUGCCUGGUUUUCAAGUUGGAGGUAGGAAUAGGUAUAACCCCGAGUCUGAGAUCCCAGAUGACAAGGGUUUUUCACAUCUCCCUCAAUGCUUCCUCUUCCCAGAGACAGUUUACCUUUACUGGGGAAAGGAGAAGUCUUAUUCCUGUUUUGAAUUUAAAUGCACUGUGUGCCAUUUAAUAGAUUUAAACUGUUGCCAGAGAGUGCAUCUGGAUUGUGCAGUGAUCAUGGACUGGACAACUUCAGCUGUUUGGCGGAUUAGGAGCCUAAUCCAAAUUAGAUUUGCCAUAUAACCAAUGGAUGCUAAUAGGAUUAGGACAAGUCUUAGAAUUCAUCCCAUUCUAAAAGAGGAUGAAUUAUCCUGCUUGUCAUUCUGAAAAGGACUAGAUUUUGUAAGAGUCUGAGGUUGUUUUUCGGGUAAAAUACAAUGAUGUUACUUUUGGACAAGAAGCUUCUGUUAGGUGAAUCUGUAGUUCUGCCACUGUUCACAGUUUUCAUUUCAGCAGAAACACAGGAUAACCCAAUAUAUAUAUAUAUAUAUAUACUCUUAAUUGCAUACAUAAGGAGAUGUAAAUUUUACUGAGAUAUCCUUUAUUAUGAGUGGGCUGCAUUUAUAAAACAGCUUUUGGCAAAUACAUUAUAAUGUCUCUUAUUACCUUUAAGUACAUUAAAAUUUCACAUUAUUCUUCCAAAUUUUAGAUUAUCUAGACUAUGUGGGAGGGAGAUCAAGGCACAGAUUUUAAGGGUUUAGACCUCAGGAUGCAUUCAAAAUAAGAACUAUUUAUGUUAUCUAAUUUUUUUUUAAAUAAGCUAUGAGAAACAGAAUGAGGAAACAGGGUAAGAACUCAAAAUACUAAAUGCCACUGAUUUUUGAUGCAGCAGAAUCUUAUCUUUCUUUGACAGGGAGAGAUUUAAUGAGAAGCCUUCAGUGAUAGCUGCAUAUCCUAAAAUUACUCUUGAAGUCUAUAGUCUUUUCUGCUUGGUGUCAUCAAACAUGUUCCUCACAGUCUCAUCCUGCUGCAAUGACACGUGUAGCUAACACUUCAUAGAAAGUCUUUAUGUGUCUGAUAAGGACAAAUUCACAUCUUCACUGGAAUUACCAAAUAUACCUUGGAACUGUGUGAAUUCCUCUUGUCCAAAGCUAAUCUUUCCAGUUGUGAUUUAAAAGUUGAUUGCAGUGGGUCACAUUUCAGGAUCCUGUUGAAAGAGGAUUAGUUUGGGGGGUUUUGGUGGGAGGUUUCUUUGUAUGUUUUAUUUCUAAGAAACCUGCAGUAACUGGAAUUUAAGUUAAUAUUAUUAUUGACAUUUAGAGUUCUGCCCUGAUUUUGGUUUUGAGUGAGCUAAUUCAUGUAGCAAAUCAUUCCUUACUAUUAAAUGGCUACAUUUCAAAACAAAUAGAUGAAUAAUGACAAAACCUCAAGCAGUGCAGUAGCAAUGCAUUGUAGAAGGCACAGAGACUGCUGGUAUGUCUAAGUGAAUUUUUCACCUGUAACCUGAUUGGGCUAACUAUAAAGUCAGUGAUUAAUGAAAUAAAAUGUAUUGACAUUUAACCUCAAAAGCAUUACAUAUGUCAGUGUUUGAUACACCUCAUUUUCCAUGUGUUUGCCAGUAACAAGUGAUGAACUCACUUGGUGUUUUUCUGAAAUCCGAUAAAUCUGAUACAUCUGACAGCACAGAAUGAACUCCAUUAUGUAGCCAUUAAUAAAUGUAAACAUUUGAGAAAUGUUCAUUUGAAUCAAGUUGAUUUCAAUGCAGGGUUGAGUGUGUUUAGACUUUUGUUGUAUUUAUAUUGAGAUAAAACCAGCCAUUUACUGACAUUUAAUACUCUGAGCUAUGAAAAUGUUUUUGGAAGUGGUUGUAGAGUCUGUACAGAAUUGUGCUGCUGUUCUAAGUCACUAAGCUACUAUAAAAUUGUUAGUUGUAAAGUAGACUGAAUUCUUAAUGCUUGUUCUCCAUUUAAUGUUUUAAUGGUGAAUGUUUCUCACUUAAUUUACAGCUUUGACUUUUUGCAUCUCUUUUUUUUUCUGGGAGAUGAUCAGUCUAGCUUUUGUAAGCACUGUACUGUAAAAUAAAAUUUUCACCAUUGUUCCUUUA
Prinia subflava (tawny-flanked prinia) is the source of this 7171-nucleotide messenger RNA. It is a transcript of the gene PGAP1, whose product is annotated as post-GPI attachment to proteins inositol deacylase 1. Gene Ontology annotation, biological process: GPI anchor metabolic process; endoplasmic reticulum to Golgi vesicle-mediated transport. Gene Ontology annotation, molecular function: phosphatidylinositol deacylase activity. Lineage: Eukaryota; Metazoa; Chordata; Aves; Passeriformes; Cisticolidae. The record is from RefSeq and is a predicted model, not a curated record. The coding region runs from base 1 to 2814 and encodes 937 amino acids. The transcript is spliced from 27 exons. Gene Ontology annotation, cellular component: endoplasmic reticulum.